Drosophila arizonae is the source of this 738-nucleotide messenger RNA. RefSeq names its product NADH dehydrogenase [ubiquinone] 1 alpha subcomplex subunit 8 (gene ND-19). The record is from RefSeq and is a predicted model, not a curated record. Gene Ontology annotation, cellular component: respiratory chain complex I. Gene Ontology annotation, biological process: mitochondrial electron transport, NADH to ubiquinone. NCBI's taxonomy places the organism in Eukaryota, Metazoa, Arthropoda, Insecta, Diptera, Drosophilidae.
CUACUUGCGCCGCUUGUGUCAAACGGUUAUGCUCAUCGAUAGCUAAUCGGUGAACAGCUGUUGUUUUGCUGGAGACGAGAUUUGUGACUCGAAAACAGCAACGGGCAUAACAGCCAGGACGCAAUGGUUAUUACAAACAAAACAACACUGCCCGAAGAGGCAGAGCUUGAUGUGCAGGAACUGAAUCUGUCGUCGGCUGCACUGCGUGCUGGUUCUUUUCACUUGGGCAAACAAUGCGAAGGAGUCAAUAAUGAGUUCAUGCUUUGUCGCCAAGAGCUGGAUGAUCCGCGCGCCUGCUUGGCCGAGGGACGCGCUGUCACCAGCUGCGCCUUAAACUUCUUUCGCAAGGUAAAGAAGAGCUGCCAUGAGGAGUUCAUGCAGUACGCCACUUGCCUGGACAAGAGCAGCGGCACCAUGGCCUUCAGCCACUGCCGCAAGACUCAGGGUGUUUUCGAUAAGUGUGUAAAGGACCAUUUUGACUGGGACCGUCCUUCCUAUGGCUACUUUGCGCGUGCCAAGGUUAUUCAAACGGAACGCAAGGCACCUGAGAAAGAGCCCAUCAAAUCAUAUCCCGAUGCUACGCCCGGCCUGCCAGAGGAUUAUCCAACUCCACCAGCCAAAUACGGUUCGCGCUUCUUCUGGCUGGAAUAAACGUUGUGGCUUAGUCAAAUUAUUAGGGCGGGCCAUUGGCCAAACUUGUAGUUUACAACAUGCAUAAAAUCUUGUUUCCAUUAGUAA